GUGCCCGCGGGUUUGAACGCCAAGGUGACUUUCACGAAGUUCCUGAUGAGCGAACCUGGGGUGAAACGCAAGAGCUGCACGAAGGACUACGUGGAGAUCAGCACGCAGAGGUACUGCGGGGAUGAGAAAUCGCUGGUGGUCUUCAGCCAGACCAACGAGAUGACGGUCCGAUUCCAUUCCGACGCAACCUACGUGGACCGGGGCUUCACUGCUCAGUACGCAGCCUUCGAACCUUCCAACCCCUGCCCUUCACAGUUUCGCUGUGCGAACGAACGGUGUAUCAGCCAGAAUCUGCAAUGUGACGGCUGGAAUGACUGUGGUGACUCCAGCGACGAGCUCAUGUGCACUUGCAAGACUGACCAGUUUACAUGCAAGAACUCUCUGUGCAAACCCAAAUUCUGGGUCUGUGAUGGAGUCAACGACUGUGGAGACAACAGCGACGAGGAGCCCUGUGCCUGCAAGUCCGAUCAAGCCAAGUGCAGAAACGGGAAAUGCAUUUCGAAGAAGAUGUUGUGCGACCGCCGCGAUGACUGCGGGGACGGCAGCGACGAAUCCGAGUGCGAGACCACGACGGUGAUCGACUGCACGGAGUUCAGCUACAUGUGUAAGAACAAGCAGUGCAUCAACAAGAAGAACCCGGAGUGCGAUGGGGUGGAAGACUGCGCCGAUCACUCUGACGAGGCUGGCUGCAAUUGCGGGACGCGUCCCUACAAGACCUCGCGCAUCGUGGGCGGUCAGAACGCGGAGGAGGGGGAGUGGCCCUGGCAGGUCAGCCUGCACGUCAAGGGAGCAGGACACACCUGCGGAGCUUCGGUCAUCUCCAACCGCUGGCUGGUCACCGCGGCCCACUGCGUCCAGGACGACGCCAAAGUCAAGUACUCUCAAGCCAGCGUCUGGGAGGCCUACAUGGGUCUGCACGCUCAGGGGCAGCUGGGCAAGUUGACGGUGAAGAGCAAUAUAAAACGAAUCGUUCCUCACCCGAACUACAACACCUACACCUUCGACAACGACAUCGCCCUCAUGGAGCUGGACAGUCCCGUCACCCUUUCCAGCUUAAUCUGGCCCAUCUGCCUCCCCGAAUCCACCUACGUCUUCCCAGCUGGCAAGUCGGUGUGGAUCACGGGCUGGGGCGCCACCAAGGAAGGGGGCUUUGGUGCGACGGUGCUGCAGAAGGCUGAGGUUCGAAUCAUCAACGACACGGUGUGCGCGAGUCUGAUGUCCGACCUCACUUCCCGGAUGAUGUGCGCCGGGGUCCUGACCGGGGGAGUGGACGCCUGUCAGGGUGACUCUGGAGGCCCUUUGUCCAGUAUCGAGUCGAAUGGGCGUCUGUUCCUGGCCGGAGUUGUGAGCUGGGGAGACGGCUGUGCCCGGAGGAACAAGCCUGGGGUUUACACCCGUGUCACGAUGUACCGAGGCUGGAUCACCCAGGUCACAGGGGUGUGAUCAGGGGGAGUGAAGAGGACAGCGCGCUCCUCAGCAGCAACCAGGCUGUUUAUUACUGGGAACGGACAAUGGAAUUCAAACCCACUGUGCUUAUUGUCGGCAACCUUGGAGAGACAACCCACAAGAAAUAUUUUUGCAUUUUAUUUUUUUCACAAAAACGGACUGGGUAAAAAGGUUGUGUGUGUGUUUUUUAUUUUUUAUUUUGUAUAAAUAAAUCCAAAUGUAUUUUAUCAGAGAAUAAGGAGAUCCUGCAAUAUAGAUGUUUCACAGAUGAAGCUGAGUUUGCGUUUGUGUUUAGUCAAGUUAUAUAUCUUGUGUAUGUGCCUAGGAGGUAUCUGUGGUUUGAUAUGGGUGGGGAGAGACAGCAGUCACUACAGGUCGUCCUCUCAGGACUGUGAUGUUUCUGCCAUGUGUUGCGCUCCUCUUAAUUUCCUAGAAAGAACAUGCUGCUGCUACGUGAUCCCAGGCCAUUUUGUACGAGUGUGCUCGAAUUAAAUAAUUAAAUACUGCCACUGUUUCAGAGAUAAGACUCCUAUUGCAUAGCAGCUUCAUCCAUUCCAGCUUU
Messenger RNA from Polyodon spathula (Mississippi paddlefish), 2008 nucleotides. RefSeq names its product ST14 transmembrane serine protease matriptase a (gene st14a). The transcript has 10 exons. Gene Ontology annotation, molecular function: serine-type endopeptidase activity; protein binding. The annotation marks the transcript as partial. Gene Ontology annotation, biological process: proteolysis; acrosome reaction. NCBI's taxonomy places the organism in Eukaryota, Metazoa, Chordata, Actinopteri, Acipenseriformes, Polyodontidae. The record is from RefSeq and is a predicted model, not a curated record.